UGGGCCACACCGGAUGUCCCCAAAAUGUCCCCAAAAUGUCCCCUCGAUGUCCCCUCCCCAAAUUCCAGCCUGGCCUGCCUGUUCCUGAAGCGGGGGGCUGACGUCAACGCGGUGGACGCGGACGGGAGGGACCCCCUGACCAUCGCCAUGGACGCGGCCAACGCCGACAUCGUCACCCUGCUGCGAUUGGCCAAGAUGCGAGAGCUGGAGGUGGCCCAGGGACAGACCGGUGACGACACCUACCUGGACAUCUUCCGCGACAUCUCCCUGAUGGCCUCGGACCACCCCGAGAAGCUCGCCCGGGCCCCGCCCCCCAAGCACUCCACGCUUUAGCCACGCCCCUCGGCAGACCACGCCCCCUUUGUCAAAACCACGCCUCUUUAGGCAGAGCCACGCCCCCUUGGGAAAAACCACGCCUCCGGGACGGCCACGCCCCCUCGGCAGGGCCACGCCCCUUUAGGCGGAGCCACGCCCCUUUUGGCAGAGCCACGCCCAUUUUGGCAGAGCCACGCCCCUCUACAGGACCACGCCACUUUAGGCGGAGCCACGCCCCUUUAGGAAAGCCACGCCUCUUAGGAAAAACCACGCCCCCUUUGACAAAGCCACACCCCUCGUCAGGACCACGCCCUUUUUGCAGAGCCACGCCCCCUCGACAUAGCCACGCCCCUUUCGGGAGAGCCACGCCCCCUCGUCGGGCAGCAGCCAAUGGAAUAAAGGCUCGGUUGGACCAAAA
Messenger RNA from Lonchura striata (white-rumped munia), 733 nucleotides. The record is from RefSeq and is a predicted model, not a curated record. Lineage: Eukaryota; Metazoa; Chordata; Aves; Passeriformes; Estrildidae.